Molecule: messenger RNA, 1375 nt
Organism: Anastrepha ludens (Mexican fruit fly)
Lineage: Eukaryota; Metazoa; Arthropoda; Insecta; Diptera; Tephritidae
Exons: 3
Coding region: 87-677 (196 amino acids)
Source: RefSeq, a predicted model, not a curated record
GAACAGCACGCAGUCGAACUAAAUCCUAUGAGGGAAUGCAUGUAACCUGAAAGCUAUGCCUUUAUGCAAUUAUUUGUUUCCGAAAUAUGAAAUCUGCUGAAAAUCCUGAAUCAUCAUCCCGUCUACCACCACCAACCAAAUCGGCCUUCGAAGCACCGGCACACAUUAAGGGUAUACUCAAAUCGAAAUCCGGUUGUGUCGGCUUCAUGCCCAUGGACUUGAGUUCCGAACUGAAGAAUCGUCUAAAGAGCUCCACGCAUGCGUCCGUCACGAAUUUACGCAAAUCGGCCACAACACACGAUGCCACUAUAAGGCAAGAUGCCGAAGAGCUCAACACCACUGCAGCUGCGGCGGCGGCGACAGCUGCUGUGCCGCAACACGACGACGCGUUGAGUUUGGUGCGUAAUCUAUCGAAUUUAGGGCGACCACCGACGACGAUUGGCGCUGGCAGCGGAGGUGGUGUAGCAGCGAGCCUGCGAGUUGAUGCAAUCGCUUCGACGUCGGAAGGUGAAAGUUCGGGUGGCCGUGAAAUAUCGGAGAUAAUUAAAAAUAGCGCAGUUGCACGUAGACGUAAAUUGAAUGAUGGCUACCAAGCUAAAGUGAAACCAUCAACCAAAUUUUGGCCGUAUCAGUUUAAGCCACCACAGCCACCACCUCCUCAGCACGAACAAACUUGAACAAUACUUAAAAUGCCAGAAGCAAGCCUAAAGUGGCCACGCAGAGAUGGUCUUUGCGUGUCGUAUUUAAAAAUAAGUUUUCAAAAUCACGCUUAUUACAUAGAAAAACAUAUGUAUGUAUACAAUGCAACAAUGAAAUUUAACAUUAUUAUGAAUCCUUUAUCUAUUAUGUCAUGUGUCACUCAAUUACCGAUUUACAUAAAUUCUGUUUCUAAUUUUAAUUACCAGAAAAGGAAAAUAUUAAUAAAAGUUAACCUUUUUCGGAAAAAAAUUUACAAAAUUGUGUUUUAAUCCUUCUACAUGUGGUGCAUAUCUAAUGUAGUUUUACUGCUUUCCGAAAUGCUGCUCGCUCCUUAUCAUUUCAUCACUAAUUCACUGCCAUUAACUUUAUAAGAAACACACGUUUUAAUUAUAAGCUAUAACGAACAAAACAGCAAAAUUAUUGGCUGAUGUUAACUAGCUGAAUCAAGUCUGUUCACGAAGCAAAUAAUUUGUGAAAAUUGUUACAACAUCAAGUUUUGGUGUUCAUGCAAAUCAAAGCGAAUUUAUGAAGUAAUAAAUCCAUCUUGAUGCAAAUCUUGCAAAGUAGGGGAAAGUGUGAGAGCAAAAUGGAAUUUCAGUUUGAGGGGAGAGUUGCAAAUUUUCGCUCUAAACAUUUUCUCUUGCACAAAUUUGCAAGUGGAGAAAACAGCUGAUCG